CCACUGCACUGGCUGUAGCUCAGUGUACCUAGCUUAAGUUAUAGGACAGUUCAAGGUAGCAGGUUGUUCCUCAGUGCUUACCUCUCUAUCCUCUGGCCAGCAGAGGUGCAUGGCCUGUCGUUCUGGGGUUAGCUGUGGCGUGUCGAGAACGCACUAGUAUACGCUUUAUACACCCGACUACAAACAGUCUGUUGGAGGAGAAAAAGGUUUGCAACUACUUGUGCGGCUAUCAGUACUGCCUCAUUGCUUGACUGUGAGCUAGGAGUUAUCAGGACUUUACGGCGGGUAAAGAUAACACGUGCUGUUUGACUAACGGACCAUUCAGAGCACAGCGUCGAGUUCAAGUCCCUCCCGUCGUUCAGAGCUGGUUUACUUAGGGGUGUGGACGAGUACCAGACCUACAGCCAAGACAGCUGGGAGGUGGGGAGCUACCGGGCAGGCGAGGAAGUUUUGCACAGAACAAGGGCGGCUUAGCAGCGCAUAAUCGAUCAUCAUGCAUCUAUCAACCGUGGCUGGUGCAUGUGCAUUGCUGGUGAUAUCUGCACUAGGAAGUAGCCAUGCACAGGCGCAAACUCGCCUUUUGGAUGAAACAAUUGUUGAGGAUCGGUUGGCUGCUGGUGGUACGAAGGACUACACGUUCGACGUCCAGGACGUGCAGAAUCCAUCGGGCGGAUUGGCCUCGCCCGGUGCCGUCCAACCAGAUCUCAUUCGCCUGAUGGUGUCACCUUGCAAUGGUGGAAACAACCUUCGAUGGCAGGUCCUUCACGAAGGCGAAGUUGACUAUGAGUUCAAUCCAUCCGACCCCGCUAACAAUAAUAACAUCGAGAACAAUCGUAUGGUGGCACUGGGAAAGCGCAAGAAGCGCCAGGUGCAGGCGGUUGCUCCUCCCCGGCCUCUGCCGACAAACUUCCAGUACGAGAAGCAGGAACUUGAUGAAUUCACUGGUCUAGGCAAGGCUCUGACUCCGCAAACUGGUCUCUACGUGAAGCCCGACGCUAGCGAUGGAAAAUACAGCCUGAGACUAACUAACAACGGUGCUGAACCCAUCAAAUACAUGACACUGCUAAGUCGUCGGCAGAGACAAACAGUUGUGCCGGAACUUCCCGAUGUCCAGAAUGUGAAAGUGGAGAAAGUAAGGCCAAAGAGUAUUCACAUCUCGUGGCGACCAGUGCAUGGAACAGUGGCUGGGCAGAACUCCGGUGUGGACUAUACAGCGCAUGCAUUCCCCGUGGAUGAGCUUCAGUCCGGCGACAACGUAAACAGUGAAUGUGGUGUGAAGAGGAUAAAGUCCCGCAGAGAUAGUACGGGCAAAGUAGAGCCAGCGGGGUUCCCAACGAGUGGUUCAACAUCGGCAAUGUUCAAUGACCUGCAGCCUGACACGAUGUACAGAAUGAACGUUCUGGCAAUGAACACUACAACUGGAAAAGACAUUGCCUAUAUCGGCGUCGAAGCAAGAACAUCACCAGCAGGACUUCAAAUGCCGCUGGAGCGAGACUGGGGAAACUUGAGCGUUGCAGCCAACUCCAAGCAAAUCUACACGUUGGACCUGACGAACAGGCCAAUCAGCGCCAACACUGGUCUCAACCAGCUGGGUGUGACAGUGUUUCCUUGUGAUGGACUGGUCACAUGGUCCAUGACUAGAGAUGGUAUUGAUGUGCAAGCAUUCCAAACAGCAGAGCUUGGUGAUGAUGAUGCUGGUGGGGAAAUCGAUGACAGCGUAUCAGAUGACGACUCCAGUGAAGAGUCGGCCGACGAUCGGAAACGCCGCCAGAACAAUGACAUGGAGGAAGCGGAUGGCCAAGACAAUGAGAUGGAGACAACCGAUGCACCCGACAAUGACAACGACAACGAGAAAAUGAUCAAAGAGAUUCGACAACAGAGAGCUAAGCCUCUUCCGGCUGGUACCGGAAACCGCGCCUCCACCGGAGGCCAGACCGUCUUCUCCUACAAUGAACUGAUGAAAGAGCCUGCACUGUAUCAGCUAUCAGUGUACAACACACAAAGCAGGCCAAUCCGUUUCGACAUGUAUGCAUCAACAAAGGAUCCUCUUGAUAGACCCUAUCCUGUCUUACCCGUAGAUCAACAAGUCAAGGCUGUGACCGUGGAUAAGAACUAUGCAGAGAUUGGCUGGCAGCCCAGUGCUAGCAAUGAUCCCCUGGCCUACUGUAUUAGUGCUGUGCCCCGUCAGCAGAUCACAGCACAGUAUGUACAGAGUAGUACGUGUGGAUUGAGACGUGCACCAGUCUACACACCACCACCGCCGAUACCUGAUGCCGUUCCAGUGAGAGUUACACCUAACCGACAGCAACCGCCGGCACGACCUGAUCUGUUCCAGUCACCAGUACAAGCAAACUUUCCUAUUCCGUCUGAAAGACCAGGUGACACACAGCAGCAGCAACCAAACAACAACAACAUUGUCUUACCUGGUGCAGCUGAGAAUGUUCCACUCUUCGACCAUCCGUUCAACCCGAAUCAGUUUGCCUCGGAUCUUAUGCCGUUGGUGCAGCGUACACGCGGCUGCGGUACAGACACGCGUGGGCGGCUGGGUGCACUCAGCGAGGGCGUUGAGUACAACGUAGAAGUUCUGGCCAUCAACACGCGCACUAACAAGCCUCUGGCAUAUACCAGUGCACUGGUGAAGACUGGCGGUGGAGCAAUGCUAUCCUGCAGUAUGCUAGUGUCACUGCUGCUCUGUGCUCUUGCACUACUCUUGUAACUCGUAUUUCUAUCAUACUGAAGAUACACACUGGCAUACACUAUUGUUAUCAUACUGCACACUGGGGUGCACAGAUACGUGCACCCAAGCCCCUCAUGCACACGCACCCAAACACAUGCAUACACGUUCACACGUUCCGUGAUUCUCACGUUUGUUUACACUUUAUAUCGGUAAUGGCACACACACUGCUCCUUGCAUGCACGACGACCGAUAACAUUCAGAACAACCCCAAGUUAGGCUAUUCCCCAGAGAUUCGCCAAAAGACACUUUUCAAAUUUCGUCUCCAUAUUCUAGAACGAUUAUACGAUAUACAUAAUAAUUAUGAUGUACAAUGAAACUCCCACUGUUCAGUAUAACACAGAGUAAAUGAGAACAUAACAGUGUGUACAUUCUAUCCAAGGUACUUGGCAACAUGCCACAUCACUGCCGGUCACGGAAAUCUGUGCUACAUUUGUA
Molecule: messenger RNA, 3172 nt
Organism: Sycon ciliatum
Lineage: Eukaryota; Metazoa; Porifera; Calcarea; Leucosolenida; Sycettidae
Exons: 5
Coding region: 494-2716 (740 amino acids)
Molecular function (GO): protein binding
Source: RefSeq, a predicted model, not a curated record